Molecule: messenger RNA, 1193 nt
Organism: Cucumis sativus (cucumber)
Lineage: Eukaryota; Viridiplantae; Streptophyta; Magnoliopsida; Cucurbitales; Cucurbitaceae
Product: mediator of RNA polymerase II transcription subunit 18
Exons: 5
Coding region: 155-808 (217 amino acids)
Biological process (GO): regulation of transcription by RNA polymerase II; termination of RNA polymerase II transcription
Cellular component (GO): core mediator complex; mediator complex
Molecular function (GO): transcription coregulator activity
Source: RefSeq, a predicted model, not a curated record
AGAGUAGGAUUUGGAAGAACCCUCCAUUCAUCGUUGGUUCAAACUUUGAACUUGAAGGCAGUGGAAGUGGAGAUACAGCUUGGAAUUUGAAGCUUCGGGAUAUGCCCAUGAUUUCAAACUGAACCAAAUCCAAGUGGCCGCAGCUUAGACUUCAAUGGAGUGUGUGGUUCAGGGCAUAAUUGAAACCCAGCACGUUGAAGCCCUUGAGAUACUUCUUCAAGGUAUUUGCGGCGUUCCUAGAGAAAGAUUGAGGCUCCAUGAAAUAUGCCUAAAAAGUGGACCUAGCCUAGGUGCUGUAGCAUCUGAGGUUCGGAUCUUAUGCGACCUUGAGCAAGCUGAACCGACAUGGACGGUUAAACAUAUUGGAGGGGCAAUUAGAGGUGCAGGUGCUGAACAACUCUCUGUUCUGGUUAGGACAAUGGUAGAAAGCAAAGUUAGCAAGAAUGUGCUUCGUUUAUUCUAUGCACUUGGCUAUAAGUUAGAUCAUGAGCUGCUGAGAGUUGGUUUUGCCUUCCGCUUCCAUCGGGGUGCCCACAUAACAGUGACAGUUUCAUCAGUUAAUAAGAUGUUAAAGCUACAUUCGACUGAUGAGGCUGUACCUGUAACGCCUGGUAUACAGCUGGUGGAAGUGACAGCCCCAGCAACUUCUGAUAACUAUUCUGAAGUAGCCGGGGCAGUGUCGACUUUCUGUGAAUAUCUUGCACCGCUGCUGCAUUUGUCGAAACCAGGAAUAUCCACAGGUGUUGUUCCUACUGCUGCGGCAGCUGCAGCCUCUCUUCUAUCUGAUGGGGCAGGAACAACAAUGUAGAUGGUUCGUUACAAUGGUUGAACACUGACUGUUUUCUUUGCAUUUGAAGUUCUUGAUCCAUCCCUUUCUGAGCUUGAAGGUUCUCUUGGUAUAGAUAUGGUGGCAGUAAGUUCUGCUGAAGUUUAGGAGUUAACCAAAACUUAAUCUAGAAAUGAUUUUCUAUAGUUCCCAUUGAGUUUAAAGUAGCAGCUAGGCUGUAGCAUAUCUCUUUGAUAUCUUCAAAGAAUGAAGCUUAUAUUUACGUAAAUAUCUUCAACUACCAGAUCUACUCCACCUGUUCAGAAUUCUUUUUAUCUAAAUGAUUGAAGAAUUAUAUCGCAUUUUGGAUUUAGGAAUUUUCCAGUGUACAUAAUCUUAUUCAUGAGUUGUAAAGGAAAAUUUUGAA